AUGAGCAAACAGUGCUUCCUUCCUGCUUCUCACCUGUCAACCUCUCUCUUGUCUCUCCUCUCUUUUCCAACCCAGCCGGGGGCUGAUGUUCCGGGGGGAACUUUCCGCCGGCCCGGCAUGGAUCCCCGCAGCCUAGCCUCCCGGGAUCUGGCGCUCAGCCGCCCGUACGUCCCCCAGAGCACUUUAGAGACCGACUUCCCCACGCCGCUCUACAGUGACGAGUACCUGUCGCUGAGAGGCCCGAGGAAUCCCCCCGUCAUCAAGGAAGCCGUGCGCUGGAAAUGCUCCCCGAUGGGGUGGGACGGGAUGCCCCAGACCUGGUACACGGGGCUCACCAACACCCACAACCGCAACGCCUGGUACACCUUGACCGACAGCAUCGGCAGAGAGGCCUACCACCGCUGGCAAAAGUCUCACGCUGAACGGGAGAAGAGACUACUGCCUGCUUACGCCCAGCGCCUGCGAGAGAGCAGCUGGUAUGAUCCUAUCAUCCCCGCACAGUACUCGGAUCCUAACACACGAUGGGGCUCCUUUUUAUGGAAAGACCAGUUUAUACCUGGGAAAGAAUACGUGGUCAACCGCAACCGCGGCGCUGAGGACCUGAAGGGGAAACCCGGCUACGUCCCCCGCUUGUCCCUCCACACGCCUGCCUACACGGCCAAGGACUACCGGACCUGGCGCAUGUUCGAUCACCAGCCUUCGACCCGUAACUUGUAAAAAAAAGGAAACGAAAAACUGCUUUUUGCCGGGCAGGGAAGAGAGAAUCCGACAAGGUGGUGACUGGCAGGGAGGCUGAGCUUCGUCCGGGAUGCCUCGGGGCUCUCCCUGAUUCUGCCCGACACCAGCGUAGGACGCUGGCCGAGCGGCCGAUUUGGCUUAAGCGUGCCGUGGCGUGUGAGAGAGAGAGCACGCCGCCGUCUUCUCCUCCUCCUCCUUCCAAUGAAAUUGAGAGGUGGACCCUU
Molecule: messenger RNA, 962 nt
Organism: Pogona vitticeps (central bearded dragon)
Lineage: Eukaryota; Metazoa; Chordata; Lepidosauria; Squamata; Agamidae
Gene: TEKTIP1
Product: tektin bundle interacting protein 1
Source: RefSeq, a predicted model, not a curated record